This is a messenger RNA of Capsicum annuum, 1033 nucleotides long. RefSeq lists its product as uncharacterized. The coding region runs from base 23 to 790 and encodes 255 amino acids. The record is from RefSeq and is a predicted model, not a curated record. Lineage: Eukaryota; Viridiplantae; Streptophyta; Magnoliopsida; Solanales; Solanaceae. The transcript is spliced from 3 exons.
AUUGACAGAUCUACUGUAGUGAAUGAGACUACCUCCGGAACGAAGCUCCAUCCGAUACGAAUUCAAAUUAGUCGAAAUCCAAUACAAAGCGUACACCAUAGGCAAAUUAGGAAGUACAAUUUUACUCAUCUUCCUUACCCAACACAGUACCCCUUCCAGCAUCAAUUUUUCACCUUCUACUAUUGCCAUACAAUUUCUCGAAUCAAGAAAAAUUCCAACAAUGAAUCCACAAACUUCCAACAACAACAACAACCAAACAAACCCCAGGAAAAGACCAUUUCAAGAACAAGAACCUAACAAUGAAAAACAACCAGUAACACUAAAUACCAUGUUGGUAGCCAUUGAUCACAACAGCCUUUUUUACACUGUUUGUUCUACAUGUGAAGCAAAUCUACCUGACCCUUUACCAAAUUCUUCAUCUUCUUCAAUACCCCUUUGUAAAAAUUGCAACUUUAACCCUGCUUCUUCUGGCUCCAAACGCCUCUUUCGUGUCCUUGUGUCUAUAGCUACCGAGAAAAGAGUGGUGGUAGUGAUAAUGUUUGAUAGGGUGGCUAGGGUUUUGUUUGGUUGUUCUGCUGAUGAAUUCUUUGAUUUUGCCAAAACUCAUCCUUGUGCUGCUGCAGCUGCUGGUAAAGCUUUGGAGGGAGAGAUGUUGAAAGUCACCGUGUCCCAGCCAAAGAAUGGUAAUGCACGACAUCUCCGGGUGGUAUCAGUUUUGCCAUUGCGGACAGGUUUUCGGCCUGUGAUUGAGACCUUGAGGGAACUAUAUCGAGCAAGAGGUGGUUCAUAGCUAUUGAGUUAAGGUGUUUGUGUCGAUGUUCUUGAGCAGCCUUAAUGUGUCUGUGUACGUCUCCAUUAUUCCAUUGGCAAAAAGAACAUGAAUACAUCUUUCGUUAAACAUUAGUUUCUCCUCUAAACCCCAUUGCGGGCUUAGCAGACCAUGGGCACGCUUCUUAUAUUAAGCGUGUCUUUCUUGUGAAUCUUUAUUGUAUUCCUUUAUUCAUAUAUUUAUCGUUCAUGCUUAUAAUUAUUA